Drosophila arizonae is the source of this 1402-nucleotide messenger RNA. It is a transcript of the gene Tsp5D, whose product is annotated as Tetraspanin 5D. Gene Ontology annotation, cellular component: plasma membrane. The record is from RefSeq and is a predicted model, not a curated record. Lineage: Eukaryota; Metazoa; Arthropoda; Insecta; Diptera; Drosophilidae.
ACGAACAUCGAAGCGUUAUAAAAACAAAAACUGCUCGCUGGAAGAUGGGCAACGCCGGCUACACAUGCAUCCGUCGCACCUUUUGCUGGCUCAACAUCAUUUUGUGGCUCUGCAGUUGCGCCUUUCUCGGCGCUGGACUGUGGCUGCGCCUCAGCUACGAGGGCUACGCAACGCUGCUGCCGCAGCAUGCGGGCCUCAGUGCGGACACGAUCUUCAUGUGCAUCGGUGGCAUCGGCUUUGUGGUCAGCUUCUUCGGCUGCUGCGGCGCCUGGGUGCAGUCGCGCUGCCUGCUCGUGCUGUACUUCAUGCUGAUUGUGAUGCUGUUCAUGAGCGAGUUCCUCGUCGGCUCCAUUGCGUUCCUCUUCCGCGGCGGCCUCGGACGCACCCUGGCCAACGAGCUGCGCUUCGGCAUCGAGCGUCACUAUAAUGCCAGCGAUCGGGGCUCCCUGGUGGCGCCAUCUGUGGCCGCCAUAUGGGACAGCGUUCAACAGUCGUUUGAAUGCUGCGGCGUCUCGUCAUUUGAGGAUUGGUACGACAUUCAGUCAUGGAGCGGCAAGCGCUGGGUGCCCGACUCCUGCUGCCGGCAGCUGUACGAUCAGCGCCAACUGCUGACGGAGGGCUCCGGCGACGGGCUGGGCGCGAUGCGUGUGGACUGCGGACGGUCGGAGAAUCCGUCGCUGUGGUGGGACAAGGGCUGCGCCCACUCGCUGCAGAACUGGUUCAACGGCCAGCUGAACGUGGUGGGCGCCAUCGGGCUGGGCAUCGCCUUCGUGCAGCUGUUCGGGCUGAUCACCUCGAUGCUGCUGUUCUGCACCGUGAAGCACAAGCGGGCAUCGGACACCUACAAGUCGUACUCCCCCUCAAUCGAUCCGCAGACGCGCACCAGCAGCUGGGAGGAUUGAACUCGAUUGUAGCUAGCGGCGAGAAUUUCUAAAGCGGCGCCUCGAUCAAGGCUAUAUAAUGCAUAAUGAUUAUUUCUAUAUAGAUGCAUAUAGAUAUCAACUUCUUUUUCUCCUUCUUCUUCGUCUUCUUCAAGUUCUUUUGCGAAAUGUGCCAAAAAUUAAUUUAAAUAUUAGUUUCCGUAUGCCUUAUUAUAAUAAUUAUUAGUGAUGCAUCAUCCGAAACCCCAGCUGAGUUCGCCGUUCGUCUAAUUAGUAUUUCUCUCUUAUUCAGUAUUCACUGUAAGCGACGGUGCGUGCCUCAGCUCUAUUCACUGUAUCCAACUAGCUUUCUGGUAUAUCCAUAUUGUGAUGUGCUCAUCUAGUUUAUAUAGCUCUCCCUAUAUAUAGAUCUAUUGGAACGACAACUGCCCGAAGGUUUAUAUAUGGAAUAUAGAUACAAUAUACAGAUAUAUAUCGAUAUAUAUUUAUUAUCAUAUGCGUAUAUAUGUCAAGCACAUUCC